UCGGGAAGGCCCGCCCAGAUUCGGCCCUCCCCCCGCCCCCCGCCCUUCUCCUCUGGGCCUGGGGCGCGGGCGAAGCUGGGGGCGGCAGGCUCCGAGAGGCGCCGGCGGGACUGAGGCCGAAGCGGGCGGCCGAGGCGGGUAGGCUCGCUCUCCCCCGCGCCCGGGCCGCGGGAGCCGAGCCGGAGGCCCCCGUGCAGAGCGCGGCCGGGGGGAGGGGCGGCGGCCGCAGGCGGCUGUGGGCGGUACCCGGCCUGGCCCCUGGGCCCCGAGUGGGGCCGUACCGCGCCGGAGAGGAGCGGCGGACAGCGGAGGGAGGGGGAGAGGUGGGAGGGGCUAGAACCUUGGAAAUGGCAGACCAGGGACUCGCGAGGACAUCCCAGCUCAAGCCCCGGUGAGGAUUCGUCUUUAAGAGGCCGCUUUGGACCCGGAGACUGCAGAGACCCCGAGGAGAGAGACUGUUUUGUCAUCUGUUCACUUCUGGCCUCCAGACCGAGCUGGAGCCCCCCACUCUUCCUGCUUAGGGCCCUGGUCAGCCUUUUCCAGAGGCCAGAUGCCCAUCCCCAACAGGCAGCCUUGUUUGCCCAUGACUUCGUCUCGGAGAGAAGACCCCGUUCCGCAUAAUCUGACAUUCCCUUCCUAGAUGGACCCAGGGUGUUUACUAGAUGGGUAACUAAGUGCGACCUGUUGAUAGCUGGUGUCGGCUGGGAGACCAAAAUUUGGGUUGAGGGGACGAGGAGGCUCUGAGCUGCCUUCCCUCCUUCCAGGGCUGGGUGGCCAAGCAGCCAUGCCUACGUGGGGGGCUGGCUCGCCGUCCCCUGACCGCUUUGCUGUGUCCGCGGAGGCUGAGAACAAGGUGCGGGAGCAGCAACCGUACGUGGAGCGCAUCUUCAGCGUGGGGAUGAGUGUCCUCCCGAAGGACUGUCCUGAGAAUCCUCACAUCUGGCUGCAGCUGGAGGGCCCCAAGGAGAAUGCCAGCAGAGCCAAGGAGUUCCUGAAGGGUCUUUGCAGCCCAGAGCUGCAGGAUGAAGUCCACUAUCCACCCAAACUGCAUUGCAUCUUCCUGGGAGCCCAGGGCUUCUUCCUUGACUGUCUGGUCUGGAGCACAUCAGCCCACCUCGUGCCAGGGCCCCCUGGUUCGCUGAUGGUCAGUGGCCUGACCGAGGCCUUCGUCAUGGCUCAGAGCAGAGUGGAGGAGCUGGUGGAGCGGCUGAGCUGGGACUUUCGGCCAGGGCGAGCCCCUGGAACCUCCCAGUGUGCUGGAGUGCUGCGAGACUUCUCGGCCCUGCUGCAGCCCUGUGGGGAUGCCCACAGAGAGGCCCUGCUGCAGCUGCCCCUAGCUGUCCAGGAGGAACUGUUGAGCCUGGUGCAGGAGGCAGCCAGGGGGCAGGGGCCUCAGGCACUGCCCCCCUGCGGUGGGGGGAGCCCCGGCCCACUGGGUGCUCAGUACCAGGGUGUCAGAGCUCCCUCGAGUGAAGGCAGGGAGUCCCUGGACCCUGGACCUACGGGGUGGCGAGAGUUGAGGGUAGAGAGACAGGUUAUGGAGCUGGAGGGAGGGAAGCAGGGUGGUCCCAGGGAGAUGGAUUUGGGGUGGAAGGAGCUGCCUGGGAAAGAGCCUUGGGAGAAAGAAGGGGCCUUCAGAUCACAGUCAGGAGGAGGAAUGGCAGGGCAGGUACGGCCCCUGCCAGGAAAGGCCCUGGGCAAGGAGGGGGUGCCUCAGGACAGAGGAAGGUCGGUCUGUGUCCAGGGCGAGCCUCCUGGUGCCCAGGGCCCCUGUCAGAGGGCAGCUCAGCCCCGGGGAGCCUCCCUCCUGCAGCGGCUACACAACGGGAAAGCCUCACCUCCAAGGGUGCCUAGCCCUCCACCUGCGCCCGAACCCCCGUGGCACUGUGGAGACCGAGGAGACAGGGGAGAUAAGCAGCAGGUCGCGGCACGAGGUCGUGGGUCUCCGUGGAAACGAGGCUCGCGCGGGGGCAACUUGGUGACCGGCACGCAGCGUUUCCAGGAGGCCCUGCAGGACCCUUUCACCCUGUGCCUUGCCAAUGUCCCCGGCCAGCCAGACCUCCGUCACAUUGUCAUCGACGGCAGCAAUGUGGCCAUGGUGUUCAUGGUGAAGCUGGCUGAAGAGACCGAUGGGGUCAUUGUCUCCAAUGACCAGUUCCGGGACCUGGCGGAGGAGUCUGAGAAGUGGAUGGCGAUCAUCAGGGAGCGCCUGCUGCCUUUCACUUUUGUGGGAAACCUCUUCAUGGUUCCUGAUGACCCGUUAGGGCGAAAUGGCCCCACGCUGGAUGAGUUCCUGAAGAAGCCAGUCAGGGCACAGGGGGCUUCUAAGGCUCAGCAUCCUUCCAGGGCCUUCGCAGAACCCGGUCAGCAGCAGCAGGGGAGAGAAGAGGAGGAAAAAGGCAGCAGUGGCAUCCGGAAGACCCGGGAGACUGAGCGGCUGCGGCGCCAGCUGCUGGAGGUGUUCUGGGGCCAGGAUCACAAGGUGGACUUCAUCCUGCAGCGGGAACCCUACUGCCGGGACAUCAACCAGCUCUCUGAGGCCCUGCUGAGUCUCAACUUCUGAGCCUCCCCUGCCUGACUGCCUGCCUGCCGCCCGGUCAGCUUCAGCCUGGCCCAGCUCAGCUCUUUCUGUGAGGGUCCUUGUGCUGCUCAGACCCUGACCUAGACUCACUCUGAGUUGGUGGGACUUGAUCUCAUCUUGAGUCGGGACCUCAGAUAGCUCUCAAGAGGUUCUGCUCAGCCUUAAGUUCUCAACCUUGCCAUAGCACAGGGUUUCUGUAGGGAGUGGGGACCUACUGGGAAGAGCAGGUCCUGGAAGUGGGGACUGCCGGCUCCUUCAAACUGAGUUGGGGAUGGAGGCUUGGGGGGGUGGGUGGGGAAUGAAGAGCAGGUGGCAAGGAAGCGAAGUCUUUCCUCCCCCUUGGCUGUGGCUCUGGAUGCCAGAGGGACAGUUGCUUCCCAGGCCUGGCUGGGCUGCUGGGUUCAUCGAAGGGAAUGCUGGGCCCUGGGGAGGCCCUGGGGAGGUAUUAUGGGGUCUGGGUCACAGUGGGGCAGCAGGUUGCUGGUGGAGAAGGCACAGGGAGGGAGACUUGGCUUCCGGUCUCAGCUAUGUCUGUCUGUGACCUUGAUGGAGCUGCUUGGCCUUUACUUCUGCUUGUAAAUCAGGGCUAAAAAUGCCGGCUGGGAAGAGAAAUGAGAACACAGCGGAAAGCUCCUCGGAGGAAAGGUACUUGCAUCAAGUCUCAGGUGUGUCUGUCUGUGGCUGCACAGGCUGCCUAACCAAAACCUCACUUUGCCAGAGCUGAGGAUCCUCUGUCCCCAGGGCUCAGGCCCUUGAUUUUAAUUAACACUGCGUCCUCAGUAUCAUAUGCCCUGUAAUGGCUGCGUCCCUUUUGGGCAACCCCCCAAAUCCACAUUUACAAAACAGUUAAUUAGGGGUGACUGUUUGCAUUACCAAAAUACUCUCAGGGUUCCUGUAAAUGGCAGCUCUCCUGUUGCGUUCAAGUGUUUACAGAUGAACGAAUGUGUCAGAAAGUCCCCGGUUAGAUGCACUUGCUGAAAUGUUGAGCGUUCACCAGACUGAUGAAGCCAUGCUCUGCAAUGACAAUGUUAAUGUGAUCUGACCCCAGCAUUUUCUCUACAGAACACAUAUGUGGCAUAAAGUGAGCCCCACUUCUGC
Mirounga angustirostris (Northern elephant seal) is the source of this 3679-nucleotide messenger RNA. RefSeq names its product KH and NYN domain containing (gene KHNYN). The coding region runs from base 785 to 2563 and encodes 592 amino acids. The record is from RefSeq and is a predicted model, not a curated record. Gene Ontology annotation, molecular function: RNA endonuclease activity; mRNA binding. NCBI's taxonomy places the organism in Eukaryota, Metazoa, Chordata, Mammalia, Carnivora, Phocidae. Gene Ontology annotation, cellular component: PML body; cytoplasmic ribonucleoprotein granule; nucleus. Gene Ontology annotation, biological process: negative regulation of protein ubiquitination; negative regulation of proteasomal ubiquitin-dependent protein catabolic process. The transcript is spliced from 5 exons.